AUGGCACCUACAAAGCAGGAACUCUCCCUGCUAAUCAACCCUCUCGUCCCAGAAGCAGUCCAGCACAAUAACCGGGUCCUCUCCUCCCUCCACAGCCUAACGGCCUUCCUCCUAGGCCUCAGUGCCGGAAUCCUCGCCCUUCAAUCAACAGCCGGCUUCACAUUCUAUUUCCUCGGCACAGUCCUCGUCUCAGGAUUUUUCCAUAUAGUCCUCCUUCGGCGCUCAGGUGGUGCAGGCGCAGGAGCUUUCUUUCCAGGAAGUAAUGGGGAGAUUCAGGGAUCUAUCGAAAUGGAUAAGAAGGGUGUUGUGAAGAUGGAUCUUGCUGGUGGAUCUGGAGCUGGUGCGAAGAAGAGAGGAUAUGUGCUUAGGAGUGGGGCUUGGAGAGAUCUUUGGUUUGGGGGUGGUGUGCUUUCUGAGGCUUUGAGUGGGUUUGUACUUGGGUGGGCUGGUGUUGGGGGUGUGUUGAGGUGA
Penicillium angulare is the source of this 471-nucleotide messenger RNA. RefSeq names its product EMC6 family protein. Gene Ontology annotation, cellular component: EMC complex; membrane; endoplasmic reticulum. The transcript has 2 exons. Gene Ontology annotation, biological process: autophagosome assembly; protein folding in endoplasmic reticulum. Bases 1 to 471 code for a protein of 156 amino acids. The record is from RefSeq and is a predicted model, not a curated record. Lineage: Eukaryota; Fungi; Ascomycota; Eurotiomycetes; Eurotiales; Aspergillaceae.